AUGAAGUUCAGCAUCCUUGCUCUCUCAGCCUUAUUGGCUUUCGCCGCUGCCGCAGACACUACCACCGUGAGCCCUUCGACCAUUACUACUACUCCUGAGAUUGAGUGCGCAAAGAGCUGCAAAGCUACGGAUAUCUGCUGCACAGCCAAGUGCUACCAUGUGCCCUGUCCCAACGAUGACCAGGUAAAUGACACCUACAACUGUGUCUCUGCCUGUCCCCAGGGCACUGGCUCUCCAGCCGACAUCCAGAAGUAUACCGAGUGUGAGCAGUCCUGCUACAACUCGCACUUCUGGGGUGGCAAUGGCAGUGGUGCAACUGCUACCCACUCUUCCACCACCUCCACUGGUACCGGCAACACUGCCACACAGACUAGCUCCGACUCGUCGAGCACUGAUUCCAAAUCUUCGAGCAACAAUGACAGCAAUGAUAACAACGACAACGAUGACUCUUCCUCCUCGGGCACUGCUACCAGCUCCUCUGGAUUCUCGCAGCAGACCGCCAACGCUGCUGCUAAUGUCCAGCUCGGUGCCUCCGCUGCUGGCCUCUUUGGCCUGGUUGUUGCUGCCUUUGCUCUGUGA
Penicillium crustosum is the source of this 579-nucleotide messenger RNA. RefSeq lists its product as uncharacterized. The record is from RefSeq and is a predicted model, not a curated record. The transcript has 3 exons. Bases 1 to 579 code for a protein of 192 amino acids. NCBI's taxonomy places the organism in Eukaryota, Fungi, Ascomycota, Eurotiomycetes, Eurotiales, Aspergillaceae.